UUUCAAUCAGUAGAUGCCGUUUUAUCCCGAAGUGCGACAUUACCGUGCGAUAUAGAACCGGACGUAAAAGAAGAUCGGGUUUAUAUGGUGUUAUGGUAUCGUGAUGGCCACAGCAAACCAAUAUAUAGUUUCGAUGUUAGAGGCAGGGCGUUCAAUAAAGCGCUUCACUGGUCUGAUUCGAAGAUAUUUGGACCUCGAGCUUAUUUCGUCACUGUUUCCAAACCUGCAGCCUUAACACUUGAUGGCGUUCAAUUGGACGAUGAAGGGGUUUACAGGUGUAGAGUGGAUUUUAAAGUGUCCCCGACCCGGAAUUUUGCAAUUAACUUAACCGUUAUAGUUCCUCCACACCAACUUCUUAUAUACGACAAUUCCGGUAGAGACGUAAAUCAUACCGUGGGUCCCUUAGAAGAAAAAACGGAUCUGAUCUUGACAUGUGAGGUUAGAGGAGGUCGACCUACUCCGACAGUCUCCUGGUUCAUGAACGAGAGGUUGAUCGAAGGCCACGUAGAAGAGAUAGGAAAUCACAUGAUGGUAAAUAAGUUGAAAAUCGCCGGGGUGACAAGAGAUCAUCUCAAUUCGAGUUACAAGUGCCAGGCCAGUAACACCAAGCUGAUGAUGCCGUCAGAAAAGACGGUUCGACUUGAAUUGCUGUUGCGGCCGCUGUCUGUGGAAAUAAUUAAUAAACCAAGGCAAUUGAUAGCCAAUGAAGAAAUUUCCAUACAGUGCGAAGUAGAAGGCUCAAGACCGAAAGCUUUAGUCACAUGGAGUAGAGAUAACAGACCAUUUCGAAGAGGUCGAGUCAUCGCACAAGAAAAUGAAACGUCUGUAAUAACUACGAUAUCCUUCGUACCAGUUCCUGAAGACGAUAACAGUAUUUUCAAAUGCGUAGGUGAAAAUCCGAAGCUCAGUGGUGUGGGUUUAGAGGACUCGUUCAAGCUUAAUGUUGUCUAUCCUCCGCAAGUGGUUCUUCAUCUGGGUAAUACUCUAAAUCCAGAAGACAUAAAAGAGGGAGACGACGUUUACUUCGAGUGCAGCAUCAAAGCAAAUCCCAAACAGCACAGAAUCUUAUGGUAUCACGAAGGUCUUCCAGUAAAUCAAAAUAUGUCGUCGGGCAUUAUAAUCAGUACUCACAGUUUAGUUCUACAAAAAGUUACUAGAUAUCAGAGUGGUUCAUAUACAUGUCUAGCCGCAAAUCCUAGAGGAGAAACCAUGAGCGAUCCUGUGAAUUUAAGGGUUCGAUACGCCCCUGUGUGCAGUAAAGACUCAGAAAUCACCAUCAUCGGAGCAUCUCUGGACGAAGUAAUCAAAGUUAGAUGUCAGGUAUCAGCUGACCCGGCAGAUGUCAGUUUCUUGUGGCAAUUUAAUAACAGCGGUGAAAGUUUUGAUGUUUCUCCCGCUCGAUUUGCCACCUCAAGUGGUAACGUCAGCGAACUAAUGUAUACACCGGCAUCUCAAAGAGACUAUGGAACACUUACCUGUCUGGGAUCAAAUAAGAUUGGUAGACAGGUGGAGCCAUGUAUAUUCCAGGUGGUACCCGCUUCAAAACCUACGUCUCUAACUAACUGCACCCUUCGAACCGUCAACAAUCAAACGUCAGAAACAGUUGAAGUGGAAUGCAGAGCUGGCUACGAUGGAGGUCUUCCGCAACGUUUCGUCCUAGAAGCAUACGAUGCACACACUAUGAGGUUAAGACUGAACCAAACAUUAAGCGAAACUGAUGUUCCGGUAUUUAGGCUAGACAUUGGGGAGAUGUUGCCAUCACCACCAUCUUUAAGGAUAAUUGUAUACGCCGAAAACGCUAAAGGGAAAAGUGAAAAAGUAGUUAUGGAUGACAUUUUACUCAACGAUGCUGAGAAAAGAACAGAUGGUAGCACUAACGUAAGCUUAGUACCCUUAGCUGGAUUAUUAACGGGGUCUCUCCUAACUUUGGGCUUAGCAGUUUUGGUGAUAGUAGUUGUAGCAGUUCGACGAAAAAGAGAAUGUGAUGGAAGGAUGCACUGUCCACACCAUUUAAAUAUCGAUGCUUCGAAACAAAACGCAAAAUCCCGACAAAGCUCCAUGCUGGAGAUCAACACGGGGGACAAUAGGUACGUCGUGGCCUACACCUUAAAACCAGCAUCCGACUGUGCUCCGUCACCAAUUCAACAGACGACAAUGUCACCAUCGGAUCCUUACAGACAACCAGAUAUAUUGAACACACCAAGAGGUACCGAAUCAACACAAAGCACUCUACCUCGACCAGAGCGCCUCUACACUAGUUUAGAUGGAAACAGUCGGCAUCAGCUUAACUGUACUCCAUCAAUAUCUAUCGCAAAUAAACAGUCUCCCGUUCAACCAUCAGAACUUUCCACCAAUACUUUGGGUAGAAGCCGACCAAGGCCCAGAGAUCCAUCGUACACAAAUUUUACAACUAUGAGACGAGACCACAUUAUAGCUGACUCAAUUCCAGGACCUGAGAGUUGUGUUUAAACAAAAAACAUUAAAUAAAUUACGAAGUGAAGCUGAGUUUGCAUCUCCACAAACAAUGUGAACAUUAUCAUUUGAUAUAAUUUCUAAAUAUUUAUUUGCGUAUUACAUUAUAUGCGUAUACCGUAUACCUAAUUUAUACCUUGUAUAGUUGCUACAUGCCACGUUUUAUCACACCUUUUUAUGUCGUUUGACAUAGAGGAAAGGCACCAAAUUUGAGACACUUUUUUUGAAAAACAAAUAUAAAACAGAAUAUUCAAAAAUGUUAAAACAUUUAUUUCGAAAACUUAAAAUUAGUGUUUCUACAAUACAACAAAAAAUAAAUAAAUCGAAUAAGACAUAUAUUUUUGCAAAAAAAAUACAUCUAAUUUUUUUGCGACAUUUAAUAUUAAAAAUAAAAGGUCGCUUAAUUUGAGAUAGCCAGGUAUCCAAAUUUGAGACAGGUACCCCAAUUUGAGAUACUAUUCAAAAAAGCCCUUUCCUUCGCAGAAAAGACAAAUAAAUGUGCUGGACUUUAUUUCUCCACAGUCUUCAUGUGCCCACCUGCCACACUGGUCACAUUGGUAACACUUAGCCCAUCGUUCUCCAUAUUUAUCGUCGGAAAAUUUUCCGGUGCAAAAUAGACAUUCCGCGUCGUUCUCUCCACUUUCGUCAGACGAUGAAUCAGCUAAUGGAAAGUCUUCGCUGCUAUCUGAACUUGAACUCGAAGAAACUUUCCGUUUCCUUCUUGAUGUUUUGCCUUUUGAUGUAGAAGGUUGACCUGCGUCUUCGUGUACUGCUAUUUCUUCUUCGGAUGUUGCUGUUUUUUCUGAUCUAACACUUUUUGUUGAACUGCUUUUUUCUGGAGCUAAUACACAAUCCAAGUUUAGCUGGGGUACUAGUUUUUUUGCUUUUUUCUUCUGCAAACUCUGCUCUAAUUCUUCUUUGUAGGGUGUUAGAGUAAUUACUGAAGCCUUUCCUGAUCUGGCAUGUGGCUUUUUAGUGGUGUCUCUCUUGUAUAAAGGGAUCGGACAGAUGUCUUUCGGAGACACAAGCUGUUGAUGAGGUAGUGGUUGACUAGGAGUUCUAUGUUCUCGCAUU
Messenger RNA from Diabrotica virgifera virgifera (western corn rootworm), 3546 nucleotides. Its product is annotated as synaptogenesis protein syg-2-like. Lineage: Eukaryota; Metazoa; Arthropoda; Insecta; Coleoptera; Chrysomelidae. The coding region runs from base 85 to 2469 and encodes 794 amino acids. The record is from RefSeq and is a predicted model, not a curated record. The transcript has 14 exons.